This is a messenger RNA of Pollicipes pollicipes, 2259 nucleotides long. RefSeq lists its product as uncharacterized. Gene Ontology annotation, cellular component: midbody; intercellular bridge; kinetochore. Gene Ontology annotation, biological process: protein phosphorylation; attachment of spindle microtubules to kinetochore; mitotic sister chromatid separation. Bases 1 to 2259 code for a protein of 752 amino acids. The record is from RefSeq and is a predicted model, not a curated record. NCBI's taxonomy places the organism in Eukaryota, Metazoa, Arthropoda, Thecostraca, Pollicipedomorpha, Pollicipedidae. The transcript is spliced from 8 exons. Gene Ontology annotation, molecular function: ATP binding; protein kinase activity.
AUGGCCGACCUCGUGCGCUCGGUGCAGUCAGUUGGCUUCGGCGCCGUCUACUACGGCGGCGGGGAGGCCAAGCCGGGCGCCAUGGCUCCGGACGGCGGCGCGCGCUCGUACACGCUCGGCGCCUACACGGAGAUGGCGGCGCGCCUGUACCUGGGCGCGCCCGUCUCAGUGCGCCGGCUGCUGGAGCGGCCGCCGGCCGGCGCGCACCGCGACCUGCUGAUCGCCGAGCUGGAGGCGGCGCGCCGGCUCCACCACCCGGCGCUGCUGCUGCUCAUGGCCGUCUGCCCGUCCGACAACCUGGACGGCGUGGCGCUGGUGUUCGAGCGCGUGCCGCUCGGCUCGCUGCACCACUGCCGCUACCGGCGCGGCCUACGGCUGGGCGCGCGCGCCGCCGCUGAGCUGCUGCUGCAGGUGUGUGAUGCGCUCCAGUUCCUGCACGCGGCGCGCUGGCUGCACUGCGCCGUUACCUCGCACGCCGUGCAGCUGCUGUCGCCGACGCGCGCCAAGCUCGCCUGCCUGGAGCACCGCCGCCUGCUGGCCUGCCGCGCGGAGGGCGCCCUCUACAACUGGCUGGCGCCCGAGGUGUUGCGUGACGGCGUGCCCGGUGAGCCAGCCGACGUCUACUCGUUCUGCGCGCUCACCUGGGAGCUGAUGCACGGCGAGCCGCCGUGGGCCGAGCUCACCUCUGACGAGAUCAGCGCGCAGGCGGCCAGCCCGCCCGGCGGCUGGCGUGAGGAGACGGCCAUCAAGCCGGCCAGCCACCGGCUGACGCGGCACGGCUCAUCGUGCUCGCUGAACCGGCGGCCAGCGGCCGGCGCCUCACCCUGGCCGCCGGCGGAGCGCGACGGCGAGCCGUCGCUCGCCGGCUCGCCCGCCUCCAGCCGCCAGCACAGCCUCCGUCUGGACGGACAGGAUAACCCGCUCAGUGCUGCGCAGAAGUAUGGCAAAGCGCGCUUCAACCCACCAACCUCCACCACGCAUUCCUUGACGCCGCUGCGAGUCGAUCAGGCGGUGCGGUCGCUGCCGAGGCUGGGGCCGCUCGUGUCGGACACCAGGGGUGUCAGUCGGGUGCGGCCGUCCCACCUGCCGCUGAGGGCGGCCAGCGCCCCGCGUAGGCUCCGCGAGACCGGGCUGCAGGCCCCCGCCGCCGGCGCGGAGAUGGCCAGCCAGACGUCCGGCGAAGACCGCAGCAACGGGCCGUGGAACAGCAGCGGCUCGAGAGCGACCCUGUACAGCAGCGACUCGGGACCGGUGCCGAACGGCAUCCGCCCUGGACCAGUGCCGAACGACAGCGACAGCGGGCCCGUUCCAAACAGCACGAGCAGUGGAAGGGUCCCGAACAGCAGCAGCAGUGGACCAGUCCCAAGCAGCAGCAACAGUGGAGUGAUUCCAAACAGCAGCAGCUCUGGCCUGUUCCAAAACACUAGCAGCACCGGAAAGACGCAGACGGCCCUGAGCGACGACCAGAUGAGCUCCUACAGCAAGCGCAACUUCGCGGCGCGGCGCGAGUUUUUCAGCGGCCGCUGGCCGCGUGGCACAGCCCACAGCCAGUCGGACAGCGCGCUGCGUCUCCCGCAGGGUGUGCGCCUGAACCCGGCGCUGCUGCUGCGCCGCGAUCUGCCGCCGCCGCCGCCGCCGCCGCCGCUGCUGACCUCAUCGCCGACGCGGCCGGCGCCGGUGGUGGGCGGGCCCGAACCGCCGGCAAUCUCAUCGCUCUCGUCGGGCGCCGGCAGCAGCACGGCCAACGGGCACCGGCUCAACGUCACGUUCCACGCGCAGUACUACGACGACGACCUGGCCAGCCCGGACGUGCAGCAGCCGCACCUGCAACUGCUGCCGGACGCGGAACCACCACCGACACCGCCGCCGCUGCGGCCGCCGGCCUACGCCUGCCUGGACGACGACGGCCGCGCCUCGCCACUCAGUAUGGAGCUGCCGAGCAGCGCGGACGAGUCGACGCCGCUGACGCCGCUGCACGUGUCGGAGAGUGGCGACAGCGAGGACGGCGAGGCGCCGCCGGCCGGCUCGCCGUGCAUCACCAGCUCGGAGGCGACGCGCUCCGACGGCAGUCGCGUGCGCCUGUUCGAGGUGGCGUGCGAGCGCGGCUACCAGACGUGCGUGUCAACGCGCGCCGGCCAUGACGGCCAGUGCACGGUCACGUGCACCAACACGGCGCUGGCCGACGGCGCGGUGGAGACGUACCGCCAAACGGUGGUCGCCGACCAGGUGCAGACGCAGAUUGUGGUCGCCGACCGGUAG